Messenger RNA from Candidozyma duobushaemuli, 936 nucleotides. RefSeq names its product alpha/beta hydrolase. The record is from RefSeq and is a predicted model, not a curated record. The coding region runs from base 1 to 936 and encodes 311 amino acids. The transcript has a single exon. Lineage: Eukaryota; Fungi; Ascomycota; Pichiomycetes; Serinales; Metschnikowiaceae.
AUGCCAGAGAACAAAAAAACAGUCAGCAUUCCUAACAUUGCUUGGGAAACAUCCGCAGAUAUCUACUAUCCUCCAUCUUUCGAUGAGAACAAGAAGUACGCUGCCGUCGUAAGUGCCCACCCAAUUGGCUCUUGCAAAGAACAGACUUCUGGUAAUGUCUACGGUACGGCUUUGGCUGACGAGGGUUUUGUCGUUGUUGCCUUUGAUGCCUCUUUCCAGGGUGCCUCAGGUGGAAAACCUCGUUUCGUUGAGGACCCAGCUUUCCGUGUUUCGGACUUUCGUUUUGUGGUCGAUUACAUCCAGACUCUUCCCUACGUUGAUCCUGAACGCAUUGGUGUUCUUGGAAUCUGCGGUGGCGGUGGUUAUGCUCUCAAUGCCAUUAUGACCGACUACCGUUUUAAAGCUUGCGUGGGUAUCACUCCAGUGAACUUUGGACGUUUGGCUCGCGAAGGCUUUGCACAGUUUGACCCUGUGGGAACACUCGAAAUGAUUGGUCAGCAACGUACUGCUGAGGCUCAAGGCGCCGAACGCAAUGUUAUCCAUUACCUUCCACCUAAUGCUGAAGCGGCUGAAAAAAUAACCGGUGAUGUAGACGUUCCCGAGGCUUUCGACUAUUACAAGACCGAUCGUGGUCAAAAGCCCAACGGAGCUGCCAGCGGCCUUUUCUCGUUCAACAGUGCCGCAGUCUCGUGGGAUGCAUUUGGCCACGCCGAAGUCACUAUGACAAAGCCAUUUUUGGUAGUUGUCGGAGAUAAACCCGGUAGUUUUGGCGCUUAUCGUGAUGCCAACGAAAUUUACGGUCGCGCCGCAUCCAAAGAUAAGCACAUUGUCGUUCUUCCCAACACCACUCACUAUGAGCUUUACGAUAAGCCUGAGGCUGUUAAGCCUGCUCUUGAGAAGGCUAUUCCUUUCCUUAAGGAGCACCUCAAGGCCUAA